Molecule: messenger RNA, 2932 nt
Organism: Sarcophilus harrisii (Tasmanian devil)
Lineage: Eukaryota; Metazoa; Chordata; Mammalia; Dasyuromorphia; Dasyuridae
Gene: TMEM231
Product: transmembrane protein 231
Exons: 7
Coding region: 76-1020 (314 amino acids)
Biological process (GO): regulation of protein localization; cilium assembly
Cellular component (GO): ciliary membrane; ciliary transition zone
Source: RefSeq, a predicted model, not a curated record
CCCGUCGGCGGCGGAGACUCGUGCAGCACAGGCCUCCAGCAGAGGCCGGUCCCUGGGAGCGCGGUGGCCGCGGCCAUGGCCCUCUACCAGCUGUUCUCGCACCCGGCGGAGCGCAGCUACCGCGCGGGGCUCUGCUCCAAGGCCGCCCUGUUCCUGGUGCUGGUCACCGCUCUCACCUACAUCCCACCGCUGCUCGUGGCCUUCCGGAGUCACGGUUUUUGGUUGAAGCGCAGUACCUAUGAAGAGCAGCCAACUGUCCGCUUCCAACAUGAGGUGCUGCUUGUGGCUUUCUUGAGCUCCUUGUCUGGAGAAUACCUAACCUGGAGCACAUUUCCCACUUUUAAUCAACUGCAUGGAGAUAAUGUUCGGGUGUCAAUGAUGAUGGCCAGAGAAGAAGACAAGAACCAAGACGGGAAAAUGGACAUGUUACAUUUCAGAUUAGAGCUUCCCCUGAAGCCUACUGAACAUGUCCUGGGAGUCCAGCUUAUUCUGACGUUUUCUUACCAGCUGACUAGGAUGUCAAGAUUUGUGAUGCAGAGCAUGGCCUUUGUCCAGUCAUCCUUCCCUGUCCCAGGUGCCCAACUGCAUGUGAAUGGAGACCUGAAGCUGCAACAGAAGCAGCCUUUGAAAUAUCGCGGGGUAGAUACCAGAUACAAUGUGUCUGUGAUCAAUGGGACGAGCAUUUUUGCAAGUGACUAUAACUUGAAGAGUAUUGCUGCUGCAUACUAUGAAAGGAAUGUAACCACAAUCUUGACUGAUUCCAACCCGAUUUGGCUGGUGGGAAGAGCUGCAGAAGCACCAUUUAUAAUUAAUGUUAUCAUUCGAUAUCCCAUGGAGAUCAUUUCCUAUUAUCCAGGUUUCUGGGAGACAAUCAAGUUUGCCUGGAUUCAGUAUGUCAGUAUUCUGCUAAUCUUUGUUUGGAUAUUUGAAAGAAUCAAGAUCUUUGUGUUUCAGAAUCAAGUGGUUACCACAGUCCCUAUAAUGACCCAAGAGGAAAAUUAUAAAGAGCACUUAUCUUAAGAAGCAACUCCUCUAAAAAUGACUGGGCCCAGCCACAUAGACCUCACUGUGAGCUUCAGAAAACUGCAUUAUCACUCUUUGGAAGGAGAGACUGCCACCAUUUUGUAGUAGUCACGAAUAUGAGGAAGAGCUGACAACAGACCAUUUUGACAUCUUGGAAAGUGUUCCAUUUUUUGAUGACUGAAGGUCACAUAUUACACAUUUUUCCCUAUUGAAAAUCCUUUAUCACUGUAGGGCUAUCUCUUGAUAGACAUGCAAAUUCUCGACAUUCAUUUUUUCAUAUACAUUUGCCAUUUAGAUCUUUAACUAGAAGUAGAUGCCUGUAUGUAAGAGAUUUGGGGACAGGAAUGGUACUUAUCUAUCCUUGGUUCGAUGAGCAGCUAAAUGCCUUUUAUCGGCUAGUCUGACCUCACUUUUAUUCAUGUCAUCUUUUGCCCAUUAUUCUGUUUCUCACUGUAAUUUGGGAUUGAAGACAAAAUACUUCAUUGCCUUCUGUGACUAAUCCAUAAGGUGUUGCUGUAGAGACUAGUAUUGUAAUGGCUGCUUUUUUUCUUUCCAGCUGAUACCUAACAGCUUGAACACUGAUUUGACCACCACCCAUCUUUGGCUUCCCAUGAGAGGUUCUGAUCUCAAAUUAGUUUAAUGAAACAGUUAAGUUUCUUUUCAGCACAAAGUACUGGGUACAAAGAUAAGGUUCAACAAGGCCUUGCUUUCAAGGAACUUGAUCUAAUGGGAAAAGGACAAGUAUUCCAAUAACUAUGAUUCAAGGGAGAAUAUGGUAAGUGCCCAGGAGAAGCCCAGACAGAGUGCUGUGGGAAUUUGCAGGGAGGCAGAGUCUGGAGAGUGUGAGAUCUUGGAUAGUUUUGAGAGCACAGGCAUAGGGACAGAAGAGGGAAGAAGAAAAAAACCAGCAGCAGAGUGGGAUGGAAGGAGCCCCAGAUGGGAGUUAAACACCUAGACUCAGUUACUUCUACCGGUGCGAUCUUAGGCAAAUCACUUAAUCUCUGUGUGCCUCAUUUUACUCAGCUGUAUAAGUGUUUGUGGGGGAAAAGGUUAGGCAGAUGAUCUCUAAGGUACCUUUCGGUUAUAAAUUCACGACCCUGUGCACUUCAGUGAAGGAGAAGCUUUGACCAAAAUCAGGUGCUCUCUGGAACAUAGAUCCUGCUUCUCUAUGAGAUGGUAAAGACAGAAGAGUCAUUGUUGUCAGCUCUAGUUCCCCGUUGCCCAAGGACAAGAGAAAAAAUGAACCUUCCCUUCAACAUGUUGGCAUGGAAACAGACAAGGAGAGAGCCUGGCUUAUUGGAUUGCCUGCUGCCCAUUCAUCCUGAAAACAGACAAACACUUUAAAAAGGGUAAAGGAAUUUACGGCACUGAAGAGACAUCCACCGACCAAGUGAAGAUGUCCUCCCCUCUCAAUUACUGUCCCCACUGUUACCUGAAGCUCCUGUUUUGAUGUACCAACUGUUCAACACUUGUCAUUUUAUUGGGAAGACUGAUGGGUUCUCAUUUCAGAAGCAGAUCUUUUCAGGAUUCUGACCUGGCCAAGAUGGGAGUCUGAGAAAACAAAGCUGUUUCAAUGUAUUAAAGCACAGAAAUGCCUGAACAACUUUAUGAAUGUUGGGACUAACAUCUAGGAAUGUAAAAAUGCCAGAAUAGACUUUUAAAAAUGUAACCUAAAAAUAACUUAUGGGAUUCUAACCAACUAAGAAAAAAGGUAGCAAGACAUUGGGAGAGGGGAGAGAGGAGGGGACCCGUUUAAGUGAUGAAUUAUGAACUUUGCUUAAAAUUGUUAAUUAGACUUAAUGCAAAAUUUGUAUGGUUUAUAAAGAACUAUGUAAAUACUCCUUGGUUUUGUAUCUUUAUGAUUAAAAUGUUCAAAAUAUAUGUGUCAAGAAUUGUGGAAUGUUUUUUU